GAACGGUUGCCCUGGGACAGCAGCACUGCGGGAGAUGCCUUGGCCGCCCCUAAUGAGCUGUCACUAAUGAGCAGUGCCCCUGCCGUGGUGAUGGGGAUGGAGCUUAUGCAGCGCCUGACCGUGACCAUCCACUUCUCAGCAAAUGGGGGAACCAGCGUCCCGUUUGCCUUGUAAGGAACUGGCCUCUGGUGAUUGUCUGUCCCCUUCCCUAAACUCCACAGUUUCCUCCUUCCUCCACCCAGGGCGACCUGCUGACAAGCUGGUGGUGACGCCGCGGGAGCCGGUGGUGCAGUACGGGGGCUCAGUGCAGCUGAACUGCUCCCUGGCCUGCGUCGGGGGCACGGUGCAGUGGAAAGGACUGGACACCAACCUGGGGAGCAUCGCCUCCUUCCCCACCCACAGCAUCCUGCAUGUCAGCAGUGCCGUGGUCGCCAUGGCGGGCACCAAGAUCUGCCAGGGCACAUGCCAUGGGCAGUACUACCAGCACGCUGUUAACCUGAAGGUCUACGCCCUCCCGGACACGCUGCAGCUGGAGACAGACCCCCGCACCCUGGAGCCGGGGCAGCCCGCCAGACUGCGCUGCUCGGCCUGGCAGGUGUACCCGCUCAUGGGGCUGGUCCUCACCUGGUACCGGGGGGACCAAGUGCUGGAGCAGCCAGACUUCGAUGUCACGGAGACUGAUGAGGAGCUGUUUGACAUCGUGUCCACGCUGCUGGUGGCUGGGGAGGAGGUGGGAGAAGGGAUGGAGUUCAAGUGCAAGGUGACGCUGAGCAUCGGGCAGGAGAUCCUCACCCGGGUGGCAUCUGUGGCCGUGAGCGCUGGGGCUGUGACGGAGCAGCCGGUGGCCAUGGCCACCUCCACGGCGAGCCCCUGGGCAGUGGUGACUAUGACAUGGACACCCAGCACAGCCGGGCCCGGGACCACCACAGCGCUGCCCCCAGAGCCAAGUGUCACCACACAUGAUCCCACCACAGCCCUGGCCACCAUACCGUGGGAGCCUGAUGCUGAGACCAUCCUGGAGCCGGCUGCUGCCACCGAACCCCUCGCCACAGAGGGCCCUGCUCCCCAGGACCUUGUCGCAGGCAGUCCCACGGCAUGUCCAGCCACCACCACGCUUCCUGGCUCCACCACCAAGAGCCCCCCAGCUGAAGCGCAGGGGACGGCUGUGGACGGCAUCAGCUGGGGGUCUCCCUCGGCGGAAAAGGGGACAGGGCCAUCCGUGGGGACAGUGCCCGCCUGCACAUUGCGGAUCUGGUCGCUGCCUCCCAACGGGACGCGGGGCAGGGCUCUGCGCAUCGAGUGCCACGCACGGUGCACAGGGAAUGCCACCGUCCGCUGGCUGCGGACCCCCGUGGCCCUCUCGCAGUACCGGGAGGAGGUGGUGGGCAGCAGCUCCACACUGCGGCUGGACCACGCUGAGCCCUGGCACCAGGGCCACUACCAGUGUGUCCUGCUCGGCCACCGCUCCCAGGUGGUCAGUCUGCAGCUGACGGUCUUGGAUGAGUCGUUCAACACGGGCCCUGCCAUUGCCAUGGGGACAGCGGUCUCGGUGUUGGGCCUGAUCGUGACCGGCGUCAUGUCUCAUCGCCUGUGGAAACGAUUCAGAUCUCAGUACGAGCUGCCCUAGGAGUGGGAACUGCCUACAGAUGCCCACGGCCCUCCGGAGGAGUCCCUGCUGUCGCCCCUUCUGCUCCUGGCCUCGCCUGGCCCCUGGAACGACGAGCAGCCAAAGGAUCGCAGCGGGGACCGGCGGAGCUGGUGGGGUGCGGGAUGCUGCUGUGAGACCCAAGAGAAGAGCAGCCCUCACCCCAGCACAAGCGCUCAGGGACCCGGAGACCUCCGAGGAGCUGCUGCUUUUGAAAACUUCGUCCCUGCCUGAGGCUGCUGCUGCCGGGGACGCUGAGGGGCUUCCGAGGGGACAGGCCGCACUGGGAACUGCUCGGCUCCCGGGCAGGUAGCCUGCUGCUCGGAGGAGCUCGCCUGUGAGUCCUGUGGGAGAAAGGAGAGCCUCGGGGCUGCCUGCAGGACGGGAAGGCUGGAAGGGAGACAAGCAGAGGGAUCCGCAGUGACAGGGGGACGGGGAUGGGGACCCUCCCGGGGCUGGAUCACGCCGGGCCGGCGCUGGACACUGGGGUGGGUCCGGCCCUCGGGGGCUCCCGGCACCCACGCGGAUGGGCGGGAGAGCGUCGGCCGAUCCUCUGUCACGACAGAGGAGUCGGAAGCAGCCCUGGGGGGGCUGCCUGUGUGUGUCUGCGUCUGCGUACAUCUACAUCCCCUGGGCGCGGGCGGAGGAGAGCAGGGCCUCGGCGUGCGGGGCGGGGUGCUCCAA
Aquila chrysaetos chrysaetos is the source of this 2329-nucleotide messenger RNA. It is a transcript of the gene MADCAM1, whose product is annotated as mucosal vascular addressin cell adhesion molecule 1. The coding region runs from base 143 to 1627 and encodes 494 amino acids. Gene Ontology annotation, biological process: leukocyte tethering or rolling; positive regulation of lymphocyte migration; integrin-mediated signaling pathway. The record is from RefSeq and is a predicted model, not a curated record. Gene Ontology annotation, cellular component: membrane. Gene Ontology annotation, molecular function: integrin binding involved in cell-matrix adhesion. Lineage: Eukaryota; Metazoa; Chordata; Aves; Accipitriformes; Accipitridae. The transcript has 4 exons.